UUGUGUCCUGUUUGGGAAGAAGAAACACGAACUAGACGCGCGCUUGGUUUUUGUUUACAUUUCGCGAGCUUCUGACUGACUUUAAUAACAAUAAGUGAAAAUAUUUUCGUCCUGUUAGCUAUAAAACAUUCCUGACCGCGUAAAUGUGUAGUAGGAAUAAGAGUGCGUAUAUGCAAGAUAAGUUUGUACAAUGCGUGAAUUAGCCUGCUAGUCACGUCAGUCUUACGUUAAAAGAAAGCUAUGCAUCUUCAGUGAAUAUUUGAGACUUCUCCGGAUCAGAUUAUGUUGAGUUAAUACGUGUUUCAAACUGGAUGUCUGUUCCCGGUGAUGGCAGGUUCAUCAGAUGACAGCGAGUGCGGAUCUGCUCUGCACGCGGCUCUGGAGCAGCUGCGGUCCGCAUACCCUCUUUCUCUAUCCCUAACCAGCCCGCUAUGCGUGGCCGUUAUCGCCGUCGAACGCUACCUGAGUCUACAUCCCACAUCUGACAGCUACAGCUACGACCUCACAGUCACGGAUGGGCGGUGGCGAGUCAAGUGUCACCUAGCGGAGAGUCUGACGCGGUGGGUACGGAAGGGCUCGCUGCGCUGCGGUGUCGAGGUUCAGCUGUCUCAGCUGUCAGUUGUCCACGAUGAGAAGAGAAUAAGUCACAGUUACCUGAGGAUAGACGGCAUCCACAGCAUCACGGAGAAACCUGAGAUGCUUGCGCGUAUUAAAGACGUGGAGAUGAUCCCGCAGUGGUGUCGGGAUGAUGUAAUGCGCACUAAUGGACCUCUGCAGCUGGGUAGAAAACAUUAUUUAUCCUUGUGGAUAAACGAUGAUCCUCACGGGAAUGUGUGGAUUCCAAACAGCCCGCCACCACACGUGGUAAUAGAUGUGUCUAAAAUCACUUUGCUUGCCGAUCUGGAAGCAAUAUUUCACAGCACCAAACGGCCUCUCCCACUGCUUGUUCGAAUUUUGCACAGAUCCAGAAUCCGGUAUUAUGGAAAACCAGGACAAAAUAUUGACUUCCCAUUUCAGGUGUAUUAUGAGGUGGCAGAUCAGAGCGGCAUUAUGUCAAUGGUGUUAUGGAACGAUCUUUGUCCUGAAUGGUUCCAUCGAUUAACGGUCGGCUCGGUUCUGUACCUGCAGCAGUUUUCUUUAAAGCCCAGUUAUCAGAAACGCUCGAGGCCACAGAUCAACACCCUGUCUCUCAUGGCGUUUCGCUCGAUUGAGAUUUCCUUGAAUCCCCGAAAUACUGGAACUGUAUUGACUGUGAUUCCACCAAAAUGUGUUCAGCCUCAGUGGGAUCUCCCUGAUGUCCCAUACAACUUUACCACAAGGUCAGAGGUUGAAGCGAACAAUAACCAUGCCUGUGACAUCAUUGGUCUGGUAACAUAUGUCGGACGGGUUGAACGGAUCAGGAGCAAGGAAAAGUCUGGACCUGAGAAGUUCUGGGCGUAUCGCUGGGUACAUGCAGUGGAUGGGACAUCUGACUCUCCCUUUAUCCUGGAGAUCUUUUCCUCAUCCCAGCCAGAGAUUUUUAACAAUAUCUGCCCAAUGACGUAUCUGGUGUGCACCCAGAUGAGGGUGUGUCGGGAGGCGGGCCGUUUUGUCUAUCUGACCAGUAGCACAGAAACUCAGCUUUUCAUUACAGGAUGUCACAAAAAGCAGCCAUAUGUCAAUGAGCCAAAGGUAAAAGCUUUCAUCCAGUGGACGAAGACACUUAAAGACAGCGUCAUGCUGCAGAAGACUGCCAUCGGAGGAUAUUACAGCUACCCUCCUGCCCCACCCACCUUUACACCAACCACCAAUAACAACACAGCCAAUGAGACUUCAAUUACAGCAGUCGCUGAACUGAAAGGGGAGCUAGAGGGAAUGCAGUAUAGGGAGCACAAGAGACUCGCCGUACAGGGCUAUGUGGCUGCUGUGCAGUACCACAUCUGGCCACCAGAGGAUCAACAGCCUGAAGUCAGCAACGCUGUACAAAGUCACCAACAGCAAGGUGUCAGUAAAGUGUUACGGCAUCACACUCCAAGGAAAGAAAGGUCUGUGAGGGAACUGGAAUCAACCUCCUCUGAUUCCGACACUACAGUUCCACCCAAACGCAAGAGAGUUCAGACAAGAGCAUUCCAGCGUCAGUAUUUCACUAGAUCCAAAGUACAUUCAAAGUCUGACAGGCCGGUGGACUUUACCUCUAAUGACGAUGAGGAAGAAGAGCAAACUGAUAAAGGGGAGUUGGAGGAAGAGGAGUCUGACAGUGAAUAUGUCAGCCAGUCAUCUGUAUCAGAGGACGAUCAGAGGUUGACCUGCCCUCCAGACACAGAAGCAGCAGCAAGCCACCCCGCUGCAUUGUGGGAAAGCGGCAUGUGGGCAUUAGUGAAACAGGAAGUGACGGAUCACAUCCCUUGUGGCAAAUUGGAUCAAGAAAGCCUAACUGAAAAAUUUCACUUUGAUGACCGAGAGAUUCUGCAUCAUUACUUGAACCUGAGUCCAGCCAAAUGGACCCCAGAUAUCAUCUCACAGAUACAUACCCAUACACCUGUGGCCUGCACUGGCUACUUCACACUCACAAUACUGGGGCUGAAUCAAAAGGCUGCAGUAGAUAUUCAGUUUUUGCCUGUCGUUUCCCCUGAUGCCCCCCAAGCUGCUGGAGUUCAGCAUAGUCAACAUGACAACUCACUGCUGUCCUGCUUGACAACGGGACACCUGUGUGUUCAGCCUGAUGGUACCUGUCCUGCUCCAGGGUCAUUGAUGAAUUCAGCCCCUCAGCUGGAGUCGGAGCGAGUGGUGUGUAUUGUUGAUCUAUGUCUGCUUGGAGAGGGCAGAGUAGAAAUGAUCUGCUCUAAAUUGUACAGCACAGCAGACAUCCAUCAGCCCGACAGCGCUUAGAGACGCCACGUGUCACAAAAAUCAUGUAAAAAAUAUGUACGUAGAAAUGCUGGUCAGUGAUGAUGCUAAUCUCAGUUUAGGGCUGAGAAAGUGAUUUUAUGUUUUGAAUAGGCCAAAAGUUUACUUUUGUUAAAUUA
This is a messenger RNA of Paramisgurnus dabryanus, 3005 nucleotides long. It is a transcript of the gene radx, whose product is annotated as RPA1 related single stranded DNA binding protein. Gene Ontology annotation, molecular function: single-stranded DNA binding. The record is from RefSeq and is a predicted model, not a curated record. NCBI's taxonomy places the organism in Eukaryota, Metazoa, Chordata, Actinopteri, Cypriniformes, Cobitidae.